This is a messenger RNA of Theobroma cacao (cacao), 2884 nucleotides long. The record is from RefSeq and is a predicted model, not a curated record. Lineage: Eukaryota; Viridiplantae; Streptophyta; Magnoliopsida; Malvales; Malvaceae.
GUACUUUUGAUCUUCCCCUGCCAGUUGCCACCAUGGAGGUUUUUGGUCUCUUUUUUCGAGGCAAAUGUUUUCAGGUGUAAUGGUUUCCUCGUUGCUGCUGCUUCCGGCGCAUUCCAUUCUAACACCAAGCCACGUUUGCUUCACUCUCUUCUUUUUCCAGGCAAUGAAACGUCUCAAAACAUUCUAAUUCUCUCUGGAGGCUUUACUUUCCUAAAAGGAAAAACAAAAUAUUUUUGUCAGAGCUACAAAAUUAAAGUCUUGACGUUUGGAAGUUCAAAGAGGGUUUGGGAGAAACAAUUGGGGUUCCAAAGAUAGUAGCUUUGGGAGUUUGAAGGAAGAAAAAUGGGGAGGAAGAACAGUAGGAGAAAGAAGGAAGACAUAGCAGAAGAUUACUGCUUCUUUUGCAAAGAUGGUGGGUUGCUCAGGGUCUGUGACUAUAGGAAGUGUCUCAAAAGUUUUCAUCCCCAGUGUGUGGGAAGGGACGAUUCUCUGUUGCAGACUGAAGAACGCUGGUUUUGUGGUUGGCACUUUUGCUUCAUUUGCAGUAAACCUGCCAAAUUUCAUUGCUUUUCUUGUCCAUCUGCUGUGUGUGGGCGCUGUCUUUGUGAUGCUGAAUUUGCGUUAGUCAAAGGGAAAAGGGGUUUCUGCAAUACAUGUUUAGAGCUUGUUCUGCUUAUAGAAGACAAGAAGGACGCCAACUCCAAUGGGUUGAAGGUAGAUUUCAAUGAUAGAGAAACGUAUGAAUUCUUUUUCAAAGGCUAUUGGAAGUUGGUGAAAGAAAAGGAAGGGUUAACUUCAGAACAAGUGCAUUCUUCAUAUCAAUUGUUGAAGGAUGGCAAAAAUUAUGAUUUUCAAGCAAACAAUUAUGGAGAAGAAGAAGCCAGUGACUUUAAAGAUGAUGGUCAGCUUACUGUUUCUGAGGAUGAUGAUUUGAGUGAUAACCAAGUGCAACGUAGGAAAAGAAAGGGAGUAAAGCUUUCUCUGACUAAAAGAAAGGGAAAGCCAAACAAAAAGGAAUUCCUUGGAUGGGCAUCAAAACAACUUACUGAAUUCCUCACAUCUGCUGGUAAAAGUGUGAUGCAAGAAUUGUCUCAGCAUGAUGUGGCUACCAUAGUUACAGAAUACUGCAGAGAACACAAGCUGUUUGACCCAGAAAAAAAGAAGAAAGUUGUUUGUGAUGAAAGAUUGCAGUCUCUUUUGGGAAGGAAAUCAGUCAACAAAAAUGGUAUUUAUAAGCUCCUGGCAGUUCAUUUUGCUGAGAACUGGGAGCAAUCAGAGGAUUCAGUAGGAUUUAGUUCAAAAGAAGAUGAUGAUAAUAUAUUAGUUCCUUGUAAACGGCAGCGAAAGUCUAGCCCUGAUCAAAAGUUUGAGGAAAAGGAAAUAGCUCUGAAUCCACGGCAAGGCUAUUGGGCAGCCAUAGUUUCUGCAAAUAUAAAGCUUGUCUAUCUGAAGAGGAGUUUGGUACAGGAGCUAUCAAAACAACUUGAUACAUUUUAUGGUAAAAUGAUGGGGAGUUUUGUGAGGGUAAAGUCAGACCCAAAUGACUACUUGCAGAAAAAUUCUCACAUGCUAGUGCAAGUUAAAGGCAUAAAAGAAACUUCAAAGGAAGGUAUGAAUUCUAUAAUUCUCUUGCAAGUUUCUAACAUGGUGAAUGAUGUUCCUGUUUGCAAGCUAUCAGAUGAUGACUUCACUGAGGAAGAAUGUGAGGAUUUAUAUCAGCGAAUGAGAAGUCGCCGGCUUGAAAGGCCAACUGUUGUGGAGCUUGAGCAGAAAGCCAGAAGCCUACAUAAGGAUAUAACCAAACAUUGGAUUAUGAGGGAGCUGGUUCUAUUGCAAAACCAGAUCAAUCGGGCAAAUGAGAAAGGAUGGAGGAGAGAACUCUCUGAGUACACGGAUAGAAUGCUAUUGCUUCAGAUGCCUGCAGAACAAUCACGCUUAAUACAUGAGAUUCCAGAAGUGGUUGCUGAUGUUGCAGAGCCUGAACCUGCCUCUGAGAACUCUCCCAGAGAAGACAAAGAAGAACAUAAAACCUUGUCAGAGUCAACCCUCAGAUCGGUUUCUAGAAUUCAAACAAGUAUCUUGGAGAACAAUGGAGUUUCUUGUUGCCGGAAUGAUGGAAUGGAUGAUGCAGAAGCAAAGCAGCAACCCACGAAAGCAUUUAUUUCUGAUGAUCAUCUUCAUCACUCUAAAUUUAUUGCUACUAGAGUUGAAGGUGAUAAAACAGAAAGGAAUCAACAUUUUCAACAAGUAAAACAGAGCUGUCCCGGGACAUCUGUUCCUCAGUUACUGCCAAAACAAUUUUCUGAUGGCCAAACCAAUACUGUUUAUCAGGAAAAGCAACAUAGUGAUGCCGCUGGGGAAAAGGUAAAUCAGCCAGCAAACAUUGGUGAAGUGGAAAAGCAAGUUGAAGUGAUUAUGUUAAGCGAUGAUGAAAAAGAUGCCAAGGUUGCAGUGAGCCAGCAACCAUUCGAGGAUCGGGAUUGGUAUUGUAUCAGUCCAACCGGUAACAUCAAGGGCCCUUACUCUAUGACAGUGCUUAAACAAUGGAGUGAGUCUAGCUGUUGCCAGUUACAAUUCAAGGUUUUGAAGAGUGGUCAGAGACCAGAAGAGGCAGUUCUUCUGACCGAUGCUAUCCCACGGAUUUUCAACAGCUAGUCAAGGAAUACCGUUUGCUGUCCAGAAGACAUGCCGGAGGCACAAAAGAGCAAUGCCAGCAACAGGAGCAUAGAACAAUAACUUCUGAUAUGAACUUCAAACAUUUUUGAAUACUUAUAGUUUGUUUUAGUUAAAUUACCAAAUUUUUGUGCAUGAAGCAGUAUAGUGAAAUACAGACAUACCCCUUUUGGUGGAAAAAGAAAUCCUACGACUAAAGUUUGGGUCUGAA